Messenger RNA from Brettanomyces nanus, 2907 nucleotides. RefSeq lists its product as uncharacterized. Bases 1 to 2907 code for a protein of 968 amino acids. Gene Ontology annotation, biological process: DNA-templated transcription; regulation of transcription by RNA polymerase II. The record is from RefSeq and is a predicted model, not a curated record. Gene Ontology annotation, molecular function: DNA-binding transcription factor activity, RNA polymerase II-specific; RNA polymerase II cis-regulatory region sequence-specific DNA binding; zinc ion binding. NCBI's taxonomy places the organism in Eukaryota, Fungi, Ascomycota, Pichiomycetes, Pichiales, Pichiaceae. Gene Ontology annotation, cellular component: chromatin. The transcript has a single exon.
AUGACAGAUCCCAUUAAACUGUCAAUGCUUAUAAAUGCAGACGAAAAUCGGUCGAUGAGUGUCCGUUCAAAUGAUUCUCCCUUGUAUUCCAGCAACCAGCUGAAGAGUCAGGAUGGUGAUUCACCCGUCAGCACGGAUGGCACUUCCAAUGAUAUAAUCGCUCACAAGAGAGCCAGAGGACGCAAAAGGAAACUCAAGGGUCCUCCUUACAUAUGCGAUUAUCCAGACUGUCACAAGGAAUUUCAUAGAUCUGAGCAUCUUUCAAGGCAUCAACUUAAUCACAAUCCCAAAAAGAUCUACAGAUGCACCCAGUCAGGCUGCGAAAAGACCUUUGUGAGGCAUGAUUUGUUAGCGAGACAUCUAAAGAGACAUGCCAAUAAGCUAGAAAAAAAGCGCAAGAAUGGCGAGUCUUCAUCCCAUCCUCCCGAGGACCACGAGAACGGCGCUAAGCGCAGAGAACUAACCUCAUCUCCGUCGCAGAAUUCCAUUGGUAAGACCCUUGCCGUACAGGCCUCCAAUCAAGUCAACGCUGCUCUUUCUCCGUCUCAUACGAACAAUCGAACGGUCUCUCCGGCUGCUGCUGACAGUACUGUAUCCCAUCCUCCCGUCAAUGCGUUCAGAGCACCAUCUACUCAGAACCAGCACGAUCCAAAGGGAUUUAGUUCUGUGUCUCAGAUUCUUCAGCAGCACAACCAGGCCCUUGCUGAGAGCCCCAUAGUUAGUCAGGACUUUAGUAGACAGGAAACUGGCGCUGCUCCAAACCUUCUUAGCUGGCUUUUCGGCGAUAAUCCUUCCAAUGUGAAUCCACAAACUCAAAACAUUGGCUCUCCGACAUCUCGUAAGGAUCCUACGGACUUUCUAACUGGUCUGAAUGAAUUUCAGAUGAACAACGGUGGCCAAAGCUUUUUUAUUCUUGAUGGAUUCGAGCAGUUAUCUCCUUCUUCCUCUUCUACAUUGGGUCUUUAUCCAUCUCCAGAUCAGCAGCAACCUCAGAGAACUCCGGCCAGCGUAGCAAGCCAAUCACCACAACCGCAGGAACAGCAACAGCAGGCGUCUGAUGAAACUUCACCAAUUUCUCUCAAUCACAAUACGGUCGAUGCUGCUAAUAAUAAUGGCGGCACCUACGAGAGUUCCCGACAGUAUGAGCCAUUACACCAAGAUAACGAGUCGUUACACAAGUUAAGUGACGGCAAAUUAGCUGAGUUUGCUCAACUUAUUCCGGAAGUUAAAGAGCAUUCGGACUUCACGAGGGUGAAGCUAGAGAAGGCUCUUAAAAUGUACUGGAAGUUUUUCCAUCCCAGAUUUCCCAUGCUUCAUCGCCCGUCUUUUGACUCUUUAGAAACGCCACCUUUACUUUUGCUCUCUAUGAUCGUUCUAGGUAUCAAGCUCUCUCAAUGUGUCGACGAUAUAACUUGCCCGUUUGAUGAGAAGUUUAGAGAUCCGAAGACUCUUGCUGAUAAGAUUGGUCUACCUUUACGCUGGCUUAUUUUUGCGUCUCCAAAAUUUCAACCUCCUGCAAAGUUGUGGAUCAUCCAGAGUUUGUUGAUGUUGGAAUUUUACGAAAAGAAUUGUACCACCAGACAAUUACACGAACGUGCACAUUUACAUCAUGGAACUACAAUACAAUUGUUGCGUAGAUCUCCUACUCUAGGAGGUUCUCCUCAUAAAACCACAGGAGCUGAUGAUGCCAGUAACUGGUUCAAGUGGAUUGAGAUCGAGUCGAUGAAACGUGCUACGUUCAUGUGCUUUUACAUGGAUGCCAUUGACGCGAUAUCAUUUGGCCAUCAGAUGCUCAUCUAUGCACAUCAGAUUCAAAUGACCAUGCCGGUGGAGGAUGAUGUGUGGGAGUCGAACUUACGUAACUUUAGAUCUUCUUUCAAGAAAUGUAAGAGACCCAAACCAUUCCUCCUAGUUCUGAAGAAUAUUAUGAAUGGUUUUCCAAUGAGAACUAACUCUUUUGGCAAAAAGGUUUUACUUGCUGGUUUAAGUGCCAUCAUGUUCCAAAUUCAACAACGCGAUAUGCAGCUUAUGUUUGGUCUAGACAAGUUUGGUAUGACUGGUACCGUGAAUAAUUGGAGGGAAUUACUUACAGCUGCGUUCUCUAUCUGGAGAAAUGAUGUCGGUGGAUCUUGCUGCUCUUCAAGAACUGCCAUCGAUAAUAUGAGUUCGAUGAGCAACUCUCUUCAAUUUUCCACCAGUGAUACUCGUUGCAAAUGCAUCACGUAUCAUAUGGCCCAUGUUUACAUGUCUAUAUCACACUAUGAUCUAUUUAUCGUUGCCGGAGCACCAUGGAGAAUGAACGUGAAGCCUUCCUCGCUUUUGGAAAGAGAACAGAUUGAAAAACGUGUCAGUGAAUGGUCACAGACCCGUCACAGUGAGGUAUGCGUUGUACAAUGCUACUUACUUCUCUUUGAGAUAUUUCUUUCACCUCAGGACUCUGCUUAUGAGUAUCAGUACGAUUAUGUUCCCGAUCAGGAUCUAUUUUUCCGGUCCUAUGUAAUUGGUCUCUGCACUAUGGUUUUAUGGUGCUAUAUCCAUGCCCGAAAUGGACCGGACUCUUUCAGAAUGACAGCUGAGACAUAUAAGAACCAUGAUUAUGAAGAGGAUGGAUACAGAUAUUUGAAAAGGAUGAGAAACGAAUUUACUACUAGAUCCGGAGGCAUUAUGCUUCAUACGUGGUUUUCUAACUGCUCGGGAGCGCAAUUCUACGGUAAUUUGGUCAAGUGGGUCGAUGUAUUGGAGGAAAUUCCAGACAUGCAGAACAUGGUUGGGCUAUUAGGGCUCGUGGGUAAUAAAUUGAUUGACGCAGACUACACUGUUGUUAAGGAAAUGGGCAAGCUUCUAUUGUUUUGCAGGGACAGAUGCAGAGGAUCCAAGGAGACGAUUCUAAAGAAUAUGUACGAGUAA